Messenger RNA from Sorghum bicolor (sorghum), 630 nucleotides. Its product is annotated as protein LURP-one-related 15. Lineage: Eukaryota; Viridiplantae; Streptophyta; Magnoliopsida; Poales; Poaceae. The transcript has 2 exons. Bases 1 to 630 code for a protein of 209 amino acids. The record is from RefSeq and is a predicted model, not a curated record.
AUGGAUGCGCCAGCACCAGCCACGACACUGGCACCGGCACCGCCAGUGACGGCGGUGGUGGACGCGCGGUUCUGCGCGCCGGAGGCCACGGCGUUCGCGGUGACCAAGACGAUCAGCCUGACGGGGCGCGACUUCACCGUCACGGACGCCGCCGGCGCCGCGGUGAUGCAGGUGGAGGCCGCGGUGUUCGCGCUCCUGCGCAAGUCCCUCCUCCUCGACGUCGCGCGCCGCCCGGUGCUCACCAUGCAGGACUCGGGCUACUUCAUGGACACCAGGUGGGAGGUCUUCAGAGGGGACAGCACCAGCCGGAGGAACCUGCUCUUCGCCGCGGUGAAGUCGUCGGCGUUCCAGAUCAGGACCAAGAUCUACGUCUUCCUGGCCGGCAACGCCGCCGGCGAGGAGGUGCCUGACUUCGUCAUCCGAGGCAGCUACUACGAUGGCGCGUGCACCGUGUGUCGCGGCAGCUCCGACGCCGCGAUUGCUCAGAUUACACGCCAAAACACAGCAGGUGGUGCACUGCUCGGGAGGCACACGUAUACUGCGAGGAUCAGCCCAGGCAUAGACCGGGCGUUCAUCCUUGCACUGACCGUUAUUCUGGACGAGAUGCGUCACCACAGGCAUCACCACUGA